AUGGAGACAACCAGCGAUACCACAAAAAUCCUAGUGAAGGGUCCUGAAUACCUUCGAAAGCAAAUGGAACUGGAGAGUGAGACAAAAGGGCGCAUGAGUGCGGUGGAGAGGCUCGCUGCAAGCAAACCAAAAUAUGUCAAGAGCCAGCAGGUGGUCAACUCGACUCAGGAGCCAGUGAUCAGUCUCGGAUCCGCUUCUGUGAGUAGCACCGGGUCUUCUAACCGGAGUUCAAACCGUGGUGGCAAACUUGUCACAAGGAGUGACUCACCUGAGGCCACAUGUGGUGCACAAAACUGCUCACCCGGGCAGGUACGCCGGUCCAGUUCCAAAAAACGACCAGACUCCCUUCUACUUUAUAGGCAGAAGUGUGAAUUAUUGAGAGGGUCUCCAAAUGUCCGGAAACACCAUAAAACACGUAAGUUGCUGCACAGCACUAUGAAUAAAAACGUUACUCUACCUGAGGCAGCAGAUAAGGAAUGUGAGUCUGAAGGCAACAAGGAAAAAAUCACCACCCCUGAGGAAUCUGUAAAGGAAUGUAGCUCAAUUGUAGUUACUUCUCACCCUGAGAGGAGGAAGGAUGGAUUAGUAGAACAACACACCACCAAAAACAAUGAUUCUGGGACAAAUGUGACAGCUGCUGUUGAGAAUAAAUCUGUUAGUCUCCUUAAGGUUCCUGAGUUUAAACGAUCCGGCAAAGGCAUCAGUCGCUCUCACUCUGACAUCAGUUCCAGGUACUCCAAAAAUUUCGCAGAUUUUGAUGCUUUUUUCAUGUACUGCGGGCUGGAUGGUGAGGUAAUCAAGUCUUUGGGGAAGGAGAACUUCUCUGCACGUUCAGACGAAAUUGCAAUAAACAUCCGAAGCAUCAGCGUCUCUACAUCAGACGAUGGAUUCUCCAGGAACAGUGGUGACAGUGAUGGGCUACUGGAGGAUGAUUUACAUGGAAAGAUACGCCAGGGGACGUCAGUUAUUGAGCGCAAUGCACGGAUUAUCAAAUGGCUUUACAGCUGCAAAAAUGCUAAAGAGACAGGGAAAAAAUUAAGAGACCUUGAUUGAGAUUUUCUCAAAAAUGAUUUUUUCAAGCCCUGCAUGCCAAAUACUUGCCUGAAACUGUUAGAUGAUACAUUUUAUCCAUUUUAUCCAUUCCAUUUUAUCCAAAGCAGCUACAGGUGAUUUGUGACUUUA
This is a messenger RNA of Thunnus maccoyii (southern bluefin tuna), 1182 nucleotides long. It is a transcript of the gene fam110c, whose product is annotated as family with sequence similarity 110 member C. The record is from RefSeq and is a predicted model, not a curated record. Bases 1 to 1053 code for a protein of 350 amino acids. The transcript has a single exon. Lineage: Eukaryota; Metazoa; Chordata; Actinopteri; Scombriformes; Scombridae.